Ectocarpus sp. CCAP 1310/34 is the source of this 1299-nucleotide messenger RNA. The record is from the annotation of a GenBank genome assembly. Lineage: Eukaryota; Phaeophyceae; Ectocarpales; Ectocarpaceae.
GGGGGGGGGGAGGACGGAGGAGGCGACGGCUUUGGUGGAUGCAAUGGUGCAAGCGUCCGUCGGGAGCGCCACGCACCAGCUCUAUGCUGCUAAGUGGAAAGCGUGGACGAAGUUCAUGAGUAACAAGGGGAUGGGCCCGUGGUUGCACCUCUUGGAUGCGGCGGUCGUUAUUAAUACGUUGCUGGAGUUCAUGGCCUGCCGUUUGUUCGCUUUCGACAAUCAGCUUUCCACGGUGAGGGGGUACCUGGCCGCUGUAAAGUUUUUCCACAAGCUGCACCUAGGGUGGGAGGUACCAACUUCUCACUGUUUGAUUGUGGCGGCGGGGAAGGGGAUAGCAAGAAUUCGCGGGGGCGUCGGAAAAAAGGCCCAAGUAAGGUUGCCCCUCACAUGGUCGAUGCUAGCCCAGGGUUACCUCACUGUCUCAGAGUUCAAGGAAGGAGGGCGAGUGAUGUGGCUGGGUCUAGCCUUGACCUAUUUUCUGCUUUGCCGUGCGUCCGAAUUAUUCGCGUACGCGGACGGGUUAGUGCACCCGGAAUUCUGCCUGACACGCAACAGUCUGACUUUCUACCGGGGAACAGAGCGGGUGGGCAUAGAGGACCGAGCCCUGGCUGAUUCCGUGCAGGUGGAUUUCAUUGCAUCGAAAGGGGAUCAGAACAGAGAUGGUCGUUCAAUCACCCGCGGGCGUAGCCCACUAGGACCCGACGGGGAGGUACCGGUAGGCGCGUUCGAGGCGGUGGUGGCUAUCCUGGACGUGCACCCCGAACUCCCGGGAAAUGCACCUCUGCUGACCAGGCAGACGCCGAGCGGUUGGCGAGUGAUUACUAGAACCGAAGGGGUAGCAGCGUUGAGAGUGAUGGUGGAAAGCAUUGGCUUGAACCCUGCACACUUCGCGUUGCACUCGGGAAGGAUCGGCGCUGCAACUCAGAUGGCAGCGCAGGGCCUGUCGGCGUUGCAAAUCCAACACGCCGGCAGGUGGAAGUCACAGGCGUUCAUGGUGUAUGUCAGGGAUACGGGGGCGGAGGGCGCCAAAGAGGUGUGCAGAAGGGAGAAGGAAAAGUAAGCAACGGCCUCUGCCUGCGACAUGGAGAAUGAGAGUCAAGUAGCCUCCGCUGGGCGGGGGUUACUUUUAUGCCAGGUUGGCAGAGUCCGUAAAAAUUAGGAGAAUACCGUGAGACGUGUAGAAGAAUGGUACCCACGAUGAGAUGGGGUAUGUAUUUUUUGAGGUCAACACGGAGUACGUUUUCCCGAUUAACCUCGGCAUAGGGUAGAAAAAUAAUACCAGAAUUCUUGAGCAAUAAC